AUGUACAUUAGGCCAGUCCAUGCUGUUCUUCAGCACCACACCCUCCGAUCUUUCAUAAGAGGCAACCCCCUCGGCAUUCUCACCACAGGUAUCGUGCACCCCAAUAUGCCCUUCCUUCAAUCCUCGCACAUCCCAUUCCUCAUCGAUGACCCAUCCUCAGCGGACACCAACGAUCUCGGCGCCCUGCGCGGGCACAUCGCCCUAGCAAACCCCCAAGCCAAAGCCCUCAUCGCCGCCGCCCUCGUCGCCCCGUCCGCCUCCCCAGGAAAGGGCACACUCCCCGACGAAGUCCUCGUGCUCUUCACAGGCACACCGCAGGCCUACAUCACUCCCAGCCUAUACACAGAGACGAAGCCCGCAACAGGCAAGGUCGUGCCCACAUGGGACUACGUCGCCGUGCAGGCGUACGGGCGCGUGACGGUGUAUCACCACCGCCACGGGGAUGACGCCGCCAGCAGGGAGGAGACCGACAGUUUCCUGCAGAAGGCAGUGGGCGAUCUGACAAAUUUCGCAGAGCGCGAUGUGGCGCGGAAGGAGGAAGGGCGGGAGUGGAAGGUCGGAGAUGCGCCUGAGAGCUACGUGAAUGCGCUCAAGAGGGCGAUUAUUGGGAUCGAGAUCAAGCUCACGCGGUUGGAGGGGCGAUGGAAAAUGGGGCAGGAGCUGAGCGAGGGCGAUCGGAAGGGCGUCGUGGAUGGGAUGCGGGCGCUUGGGACGGACGUGGGCGGGGAGAUUGCGAGUGUGGUUGAGGAGAUGAGGAGGACGGUGUGA
Molecule: messenger RNA, 768 nt
Organism: Serpula lacrymans var. lacrymans S7.9
Lineage: Eukaryota; Fungi; Basidiomycota; Agaricomycetes; Boletales; Serpulaceae
Exons: 2
Coding region: 1-768 (255 amino acids)
Source: RefSeq, a predicted model, not a curated record